Messenger RNA from Lathyrus sativus (Indian pea), 2271 nucleotides. The record is from the annotation of a GenBank genome assembly. NCBI's taxonomy places the organism in Eukaryota, Viridiplantae, Streptophyta, Magnoliopsida, Fabales, Fabaceae.
AUGGAUUUGCCAUUUCUCACUCUUCCACACUUUCUCUCUCCUACAGUUAUCAAACCCAAACACUUUCUCCUUCCAUUUCCUUCUAGACAUUUCUCUCGUCCCAUAUCUUAUCCGUUACUUCCUCUCCGACCUUCCGCCCCAGCCCGACCCAACGCCAAAUUCUAUCCAAACCCAGCCGACGAUGACCCGCCGGAAAUAUCCGAAGACACCGCUCACGGUUACUCCAAAUACCAACAAAUCCAAAUUCAAGCCGACCGCGCUCGCCUACUCGAAGAAGAGGAUUUCAAAAAAAACCAAGCCACUUACCUCGCCGCAAUCGCCGACACCGAAGAUGCUCCCGACGAAGCUCCCUCUAUUGAAUCCUCUCAAGACGAUUUGUUCGGUGAAAUCGACAAAGCUAUCGCUCUCAAACGCAAAGAGUUCGUUAAACAAGGUCUUCUCAAACCUAAUCCCGCCAAAAAGGAAAUUGAAGAAGUCGUUAACGAAGAGCUUCAACCCGAUGAAGUCGACGAUGUCGAAGAAAUCGAGCGACUCAAGGGAAUUGCCGUGAAUUCCGACAAAACUCCGGGAGAUUCCACCGAAGAUGGUGAUUUAGGUUCUAAUUCUGAUUCUCCAUUUGAUUUAGAUUUUGAUAGUUUAGAGAAGAGUAAUAAACCUAGAAUAGUUGAACCUAAGUUUACGAUGAGUUUGGCUGAGCUUUUAGAUGAGAGCAAAGUGGUUCCUAUUUUGGUUUAUGGAAAUUUAGAAGUUGAAAUUAGUGGAAUUCAACACGAUUCUAGGCUUGUUACUUCUGGUAAUUUGUUUGUGUGCUGUGUUGGAAGUAAAAACGACGGACACAUGUUCUUGAGUGAGGCCGAUAAAAGAGGAGCUAUUGCUGUUGUGGCUAGUAAAGAGAUUGAUAUGGAAGAUACUUUGGGUUGUAAGGCUUUGGUUAUUGUGGAAGAUACCAAUGCUGUUCUUGCUACAUUGGCUGCAUCGUUUUAUAAGUAUCCUUCUAAAAACAUGGCUCUUAUUGGUAUAACUGGGACUUAUGGUAAAACAACAACUACCUAUUUGGUUAAAAGUAUGUAUGAAGCGAUGGGUUUACGCACUGGGAUGUUUAACUCUAUUUCUUGUUAUGUUCAUGGGGAUAAUCAGUUGGAUUCGCCUUAUGCCAUGCUGGAUGCUGUUUUGGUUCAGAAUUUGAUGGCUAAGAUGCUUCAUAAUGGAACUGAAUCUGUGGUUUUUGAGGCUUCUUCUUGUGGGUUAGCGCAGGGGAAAUAUGAUGAGAUUGAUUUUGAUGUUGCUGUUUUUACGAAUUUGAUGGCUGGUGAUGAUGAGGAAGAGGAUAGAGAUUCAAAUGCUAAGCUAUUUUCAAGGAUGGUGGAUCCUGAGCGGCAUAGAAAAGUUGUUAACAUAGAUGAUCCGAAUGCGUCUUCGUUCGUUUCAUUGGGGAGUCCUGAAGUUCCUGUUGUGACAUUUGCUUUGGAGAAUAAAAAUGCAGAUGUUCAUCCCUUGAAAUUUGAACUCUCCCUGUUUGAGACACAGGUGUUGGUUAAUACACCGUCUGGAAUACUGGAAAUUUCGUCCGGUUUACUAGGAAAGCACAAUGUUUACAACAUUCUUGCUGCUGUGGCAGUUGGCAUUGCUGUUGGGGCACCCUUAGAGGACAUUGUUAGAGGGAUUGAAGAGGUUGAUGCGGUUCCUGGGAGGUGUGAGUUGAUUGAUGAGGAGCAAGCAUUUGGGGUAAUAGUGGACUAUGCUCGAACUCCUGAUGCUUUGUCUAGAUUACUUGAUUCUGUAAGAGAGCUUCAACCUCGCAGGAUUAUAACUGUGAUCGGUUCUUGUGGCGAGGAUGAAAGGGGGAAGAGACCCUUGUUGACAAAGAUAGCAACAGAUAAAAGUGAAGUGACCAUGCUAACAUCUGACAAUCCCAGGAGUGAAGAUCCAUUGGAUAUUUUGGAUGAUAUGCUGGCUGGGGUAGGAUGGUCAAUGCAAGAGUACCUGAAAUAUGGGGAUAAUGAUUACUAUCCUCCUCUUCCUAAUGGUCAUAGGCUUUUUCUCCAUGACAUUAGAAAGGUAGCUGUGCGAGCUGCAGUGGCAAUGGGGGAGGAGGGUGACGUUGUUGUGAUUGCUGGUAAAGGCCAUGAAACAUAUCAAAUAGAAGGUGAAAAAAGAGAUUUCUUUGAUGACCGAGACGAGUGCAGGGAGGCAUUGCAGUAUGUUGACGAUCUUCACCAAGCUGGAAUAGAUACAAGCGAAUUUCCAUGGCGGUUACCAGAGAGCCACUGA